This is a messenger RNA of Asterias rubens (European starfish), 3083 nucleotides long. RefSeq names its product exocyst complex component 3-like. The record is from RefSeq and is a predicted model, not a curated record. Lineage: Eukaryota; Metazoa; Echinodermata; Asteroidea; Forcipulatida; Asteriidae. The coding region runs from base 387 to 2330 and encodes 647 amino acids. The transcript has 22 exons. Gene Ontology annotation, biological process: exocytosis; exocyst localization. Gene Ontology annotation, cellular component: exocyst. Gene Ontology annotation, molecular function: SNARE binding.
UGCACUGCUAGACUACUUGCCGUGUGUGUGUUAUGUUGUUGCACAUCGUUUGCCCGACAAUAUGGUUGCUCUUCCUUCAUCCAUCACACAACAACAAAGAGGAUUGAAUGAAUGUGUUGAUCUUCCUUGGACAUUAAAGGUCACCGUGUAAGAAUCCAAGCAUCUUUGAAUUAUACUUGAUAGGGUUGUAUUUUGACGAACCGCGUGCGAGUUGUCUUUACAGUAGCUUAUACGUAUGAGUAGGCUAAUUGACAGUACAUGUAUUAAUUAGAUAAUUACGGACUGUACACGCAGUGUACCAAAGCGAUCCUCUCUUAACAUGCUCUGAACAUACAUCAAGGGUGCUCUGAACAACUGGUCACUCCGUGUUUACAAAGGGGGAACAGAUGGAAGACCAUAGAGGAUCAGAGAACCAGAGUGACAAUCUGCUAAGAAAUUAUCAAACUUUGCAAUACCUGGAGAAAUCACGGGACGAAAUUUUAUGUCAAGUUCAUCUGAAGUUGGCAAAUGAGACCGAAAAAGAAAAAAAGGUACGAAGUGAGUCAUUCAGUGACGUAGACGUUCAAUCGGAUUUGAUGUUUGACCAGAUUAAGAAUGUUUUUGACAUCAUGUACAAGUUGGUAAAUGACAGGGAUCGUGAAUUACUGAAGGCAAGCGUCCAGAUAGUCGAUUCGGAGGAAAAAAGAGACAGUGAUUCUAUGGAGUGUUCAACGAGUGAACAUGAACUGUUUGUAAGUCCAAAACGACCAAAAAGAUGGCGACAGAAAUGCCUGGAUAUCAUCACAACCAAAAUUAUAGAACGAAUAAAGGUUGUGGCUCCUGAACCUCCAUCUACGUCGAUAAACAAUGAUUCUACGUGGUUUCUACGCCACCUCACAACGGCUAGAGAUAACAUUCAGAGAGACAUUGACCAUGCAAAGACUCUAAGCGUAUGUUUCAGUGAAGAGUGGAAUAUGUUGAAAACAUACGCAAGUACGUACUACGUCAACCUCAUGUCACAGAUGCAAGAAAGCUUUUCCUUCGACCUGAAUCACAAGGAGACAGUGGAAGUGUUGUCUUGGAUGAUAUUUUGCAGGGAUCGAGUGUUUAAAUGCCAGGAUGCAGAAUGCAAAGCUUGUCGUAUAAUUGGGGAUCUCCAAAACAAAUAUCUGAAAGAAAAAUGUGAGCACAUUCACAAAUGGAUGAAGAAUGCUCUAGAAAAGGACAUAAGUGACUGGUACAGUCAGGAGAAGUCAAGGGUAACAUCAGAUCGCAAGGAAGCUUACUUUACGGAGUUCCCGCUGCUCAUCUUAAAGAUACUAGAGGAAAAUGUGAAUCAAGCUAAAGAUAUAAGCCCAGAGUUGCACAAGAAUUUAUUGUCUUUAUGCUUCCAAGAAUUGGACAAGACCAUGGAAUCAUACGCCUACUAUGUCAAGAUAUACAUCAGUGGAGAAACGCCUAUCGCUGGAAAUUGGAGGAACUUUUCUAUAAGAGGAAGGAACAAGGAAAGAACAAGGAAAACACUUAAGGAGCCCAGACCAGCUUUCUUCGUGCAAUACUCGACUGCUCUGCUGAACAACUUUGACAAAAUAUCAAGAUGUCUCCAACAAAUGAAGAAGGAUAGUGAAGGAUUGUGCCAGCCGAGCAUGGACCAAGCAGAUGACAGUGGGAAUAAUAAUAACACUGGGUGGAGAGACGACUCCAUCGAGAAACUGCUCCAAAAGAUAAAAGAACAAACCCGUGAUUGCUCAUUGUUACUGAUACCGAGGAUUUGUGACGACAUGAGUGUCGAUCAGUCUACAGUACUGACGAGAAAUUGGUUAAUGGGAAACGAAAAGGAAUCUGUGGACACAAUCUGUGAUGUGAUUCGGUCAUACUUGAGUCAUCUUCGAGAACCAUUUUGUUCCGUAUUGGUGCCAGCCAUAGGCGAUGACGUAGUCUUUGGUUACAUGCGUGGAUUACUGGAGAGACGACUCAAAUGUGACGGUAAGGAGUCGGAUCGCCUGGCAGUAUGUGAUAAGUUGCACAGGGAAUGUGACCAACUUGGAGAGUUUCUUCAAGAGUUUGUUACAAAGGAACUUGAGGUCAGCACACGGUUCGAUGUUGUCAGGAAGAUGGCGGACGUGAUACAAGCUACCGAGGAGGAGACGAUUAUCACAAACAUGGUUGUUAUUUCCAGUAAAUAUCCAGACAUCAAGCAAUCACAUGCAAAACGGCUCCUGAAAGUCCGGGGUGGAUUGACAAAAACCCAGAUAAGUUCGAUUAUAUCUUCGUCACUUGAAAUGAAACGAAAGACACCCACAGAUGGGUUUGGAGAAAAGACGAUAUUCUCUAAACUGCCAACGAAAUAAGGUGAAUGUGACAACAUGACAGUAGCAGAACAUUUUGUGGUAAAACUAGAGGGUGACAAGUUAUUUUAAGUGAUACAUGCCGGUAUACUUAUUAAAUAACACACCUUUAGUCGUUAUUAUGCAAUUUUGUUAGUGUUUAUAUUUUGCAAUUUUUUAGUGAUAUUUAACUGAACUAACUUCAUAUUAAUUGUGAUGCGUCACCUGAGAGCGACAGGGAAGUGUCAAGUAAAAAUGCCUGUUUUAUUGUGACUAAGAUGAUUUGCCGCCUAUGAUUGUUUGGUAAUAUUAGUAAGUAAAGACAGGGCUGUAUUCAGUGACCGAUGUUUGUGAAUCUUAGAAAUAGUCACGUCUCUUUGAAACGACUGAUGUCUUUCAGAAAGUUUUGACUGCUGUAUUUCAAAUAUUUAUUUCUCUCACUUAACUGCACGACAACGGUUGUAAAACCAACGUUUAAGAAUAAUCAAUAUGCCACUGUCUAUUUUUUUUUAUAUUCGAGUGUUUUUUAUUAAUAAGAAACGUAAAUAAAGUUUGUAAAUAGUGCUUUAAUGGUUAAGUUAUAAAGCUUUAAGAGGUAUAUAAUGGCUACCAUAGUUACACCUUUUAAUAAAAAUAAGAAAAAUGUGGUGAACAAACUUGAAGUAGACAGGGUUUUACUAUUUGCUGAGACGGAAUUAGUCUGUUGUAAGGCCGUGUCCGAAAUGGCGACUAAGGCUACAGCUACGGCUAGAUCGCCCGCGUCUGCCUAUUCUUCAA